AUGUCAUUCAUAUUGACGGGACUCGUCCUGGUGGCAAGCUUGAUCGUCGUCACUGCGUGGUCGAGCGCCAAAGGGUCGCCACUGGCUACGAUAUGGAAUAUGGUAGCGAAGGCAGCGCCGUCGGCUCCGGAUGGAAGAGCUGAUGCCGUUCAGUCUGAUGCGAAAUCCUCCAUAUUCCACGACCUGAUCCAUCUCGGUGGCAAGAACACCAGGACUAUGGUCCAGGCGUUCAACACAAUUGCUGCUGGGGAGCCACUGGACGAUAAGAAAUGGCUACUCGAACAUGGUGUUUCCAUGCUACAGUCUCUGCCUCGCAACAGCGGAUUGAGCUCGAAGGUUUCUGGAGGCUUCAUCAAGAUGCUGUGGCGCGAUCUACCUCAUCCUCCAGCGGCUCUGGCCGGCCCCGAGAACCGCUAUCGUCGUCAUGAUGGUGGCAACAACAAUCACUGGGAUCCUGAGAUGGGUAAAGCUGGUAGCCCGUACUGUCGGAGUGUGCCACCAGUCAAAGCGAAGGGUCCUAAUCUGCCAGAUCCAGAAUUGGUAUUCGAAAAGCUUCUGAAGCGGAAGGGUGCAUUUCGGCCACAUCCUUCAGGACUCAACCGGCUCUUCUUCUCUUUCGCCACAGUGGUCAUCCACGAAUGCUUCCAGACAUCACGCGAUAAACAGUGGAUCAACGAAACAUCGAGCUACGUUGACCUGAGUACGCUAUACGGCAACACUAUUGACCAGCAGAAGCACAUUCGCACUCAUCAGAAUGGUCUUAUACAUCCUGAUGCAAUCGCAUCGGAGCGGAUCAUGCUAAUGCCGCCUGGUGUAAUAGCAGUACUCAUCAUGUUCUCACGCAACCACAAUGAAAUCGCUUAUUCUCUGUGGUCUGUCAAUGAAGAUGGUAAGUACGGAGACUGGGACGAGUUGUCGCCGGAGAAGCAACGGGAACAGGACGAGGAUAUUUUCCAGCUGGCUCGCAACAUCAAUGUCGGCUUCUUCGCUUCUGUGGUCCUCAAAGACUAUGUGGCCGCCAUCCUAAACACCCCUCGGGCGAACUCUGAGUGGUCUCUCGACCUUGGAGGCGAAAUCAAGCUGAGAGGUGACCGCGUCGAACGCGGCGCCGGCAAUGUCGUGUCCGUUGAGUUUGCUGUACUGUACCACUGGCACGCAGCUCUGAGCUCCGCAGAUGCUACCUGGAUGGAAGAAAUCAUCAGGAAGAAUAUACCUGACUUGAAGUCGUUGGAUGACAUGACACCAGAUCUAUUCAAGAAGCUCAUGCACCAGGAAGGUGGUCGUCUCUUCUCGAUGCCUCGCAAAGAAUGGACUUUUGGUGGUCUCAAGCGGGGCCCUGAUGGCAGAUUCAGUGACACGGAUCUUGGCAAAAUCAUCAAAGAUUGUAUUGAAGAACCAGCACACGCUUUCGGUGCUCACGGGACACCAGCCAGUCUCAAAGUUGUGGACAUCAUGGGCCAGCUUCAAGCAAGGAAUGUUUUCAACGUCUGCAGCAUGAAUGAAUUCCGCAAGUACCUCAAUCUGAAGCCUUAUGAGAACUUUAUGUCGUGGUGUGAGGAUGAGGAGACCGCUCGUGCGGCUGAGUUGUUGUAUGGCCACAUCGACAAUCUCGAGUUGUAUCCGGGCUUGCAGGCCGAGUGUACAAAGCAACCAAUGCCCGGUAGUGGAGUGUGCCCAGGACAGACAACCGGCCGUGGCAUUCUGGACGAUGCAGUAUCUCUGGUUCGCGGAGACCGCUUCUUGUCGCACGACAUGAACAGCAGCACUCUCACCAACUGGGGUAUGUCCAAACUUGGCUCAAGCGUCGCAGCUGGUAGCUACGGCGGCGUUCUGCCCACGCUGCUCUUCGCCGGUCUUCCUGGAGAGUUCACAGGCACAUCUUUGUAUGCACUCCUCCCGUUCUACACUCCAGCGGCAGCACAAGGCAUAGUCCAAGGAAACGGCGCCCUGGACAAGUACGACACAGAACGACCAGCAACCAAUGCCACCAAGAUCAUUGGCAUCCACACCCACGACGGUUGCAAGCAGGUCUUCUCUGAUCGGGACACCUUCCGCGUCAUGUACCAAGCUGCUAUUCGCAACUGUACGGACAAUCACGACUUCAUGAUCGGGUGGGACAACGCUCAUCGACACGAUGAGCGCUCCGCCAUACUGCAUAAGGUCUUCUUCGAGCAAGACUUCGAAGCAAAUGUCUCAUCCUUCUUCAGAUCGACUGUUCGGUCGCUCAUCGAAACCAGCUCACUAGCCUACGCCGGUUCAAGACGCUCCAUCAACAUCGUACGCGAUGUCUGCAAUGUAACGCCGAUCCUUUGGCUCGCCGAGCGAUUUGCUAUCCCUCUCAAGACCAGCAAGAAUCCCAGAGGCCUCAUUACACGAGCCGAACUCUUCGACCUGUAUCUGGUCUUAUUCAUGUAUCAGUCCUUCAACAUUCUGCCGCAAAAUGAAUGGAAGCUGCGCGAGGCAAGCAUGAAAGUCGCACCACUUCUGCGUGGCAUCCUACAUGCACACCUAAGCACGCAGACCGGCGGGUUGAAGGAGACCUUCACUGACUUCGUUGAGAAAGGCACCGCGUACGAAGUCGGUCCUGACGCUGAUCGACUUUACAAAUCUCUUGCGGCUUCCGGCCUCCCAUAUGGUGAUCUCGUGGGCGACUGCAUUGGAAUGGCGGCCCCUGUGGCUGGCAAUCUCACCCAGCAGGCCUCUCUCCUAAUCGACUUGUACCUGUCGCCUGGCUACGAGAAAUACAAAGCCCGUAUCAUCGAGCUCUCGCACCGGCCCGACCACGACAAAGACGCUCAGCGGGAACUGCUUGGUUUCGUAUACGAAGGCAUGCGGCAUGCAGGCGUUGUCCCCGGUCUGCCACGCGUUGCCACUCGAGAUGUGGUUUUGCAGGAUGGCCAGCGUGGAUCCAUAAGGAUUAAGGCAGACCAGACUGUACUUAUUGCUACGAGUCGCGCUGCGAUGGAUCCUGCUGCGUUCCCUAGGCCCGAGCUGCUGGAUCCGCAUCGCCCAAUCAGCAGCUACAUUCUGUUAGGCCACGGCCUCCAUUUCUGCUUUGGGGCGAGACUGGUUGCUCCGGCUCUGGUGAGUACACUAAAAGAAGUUUUCAGACUAAGGAACCUGAGGAGGGCAACUGGCAGGCAGGGCAAUUUCAGUACCUUAAUGCAUCAUGUCGCUGGCGUGAACAUGCGUGUGUAUUUGGAUGAGCAGAGUCGCGAAAGUCCGAUUCCGACGACGCUCACCCUGAUAUACGAUGCGGAGGAUGAGCAUGCUAUAUGA
This is a messenger RNA of Cyphellophora attinorum, 3279 nucleotides long. Its product is annotated as Psi-producing oxygenase A. The record is from RefSeq and is a predicted model, not a curated record. Gene Ontology annotation, biological process: response to oxidative stress. Gene Ontology annotation, molecular function: iron ion binding; monooxygenase activity; peroxidase activity. The coding region runs from base 1 to 3279 and encodes 1092 amino acids. The transcript has 3 exons. NCBI's taxonomy places the organism in Eukaryota, Fungi, Ascomycota, Eurotiomycetes, Chaetothyriales, Cyphellophoraceae.